AUGAUAUCUGACGAAGAGGAAACCAUGGAGGAAAUCCAGCUCAACAAUGAAGCAGGAGAACACCACCAAGACCCUCCCAAUGCGAGCAUCUUGGCGGUACUGAUCGACCCUGUUGAUCCCAUGUGUGAUAUUCUUAGUUGGAACUGCCAAGGAGCCGCGUCGAGUGGUUUCAGACGUGCGCUCCUCUUUCUUGUUAAAAAAGUUAAAGCGGAUAUUGUAGGCCUAAUGGAACCGAGAAUCUCGGGAGGGUCUGCGGACAAAGCUUGCAAAAGCUUUGGUUUUGAUAAUUGGAUGAGAGUUGAAGUUGUGGGCUUUAGCGGGGGUAUGCGUCAAUGGAUUUUUAAGGAAGGAUUAAUUGACUUAGGUCUUUUUGGUGCCAGGUUCACUUGGACGCGAGGAAGAGAAAAGAAUACCUUCACGGGGGCCAGACUCGACCGCGCGUUGUGCAACCUUAGUUGGAUUUCGCGACACCCAGGUACCAAUGUUUCUCAUUUGGCACGUUUCUGCUCUGACCACUCGCCCAUCCUUAUUGACACCACGAGCAACGCUAAAAAUGGGAGGGCUUUUCCUUUCCAGUUUCAAGCAGCAUGGCUUAGUCACAAGGAUUUCUCUAAGGUGGUCAGCACUACAUGGGAUACGAAAAAAAACAUGCUGGAUAAUAUUUCUAAUAUGCAGACGAGAUUUGUGGAUUGGAUUAAAACUGACUUUGGCAAUAUUGAAAGGAGAAAAAAUAGACUAAUGGCAAGACUUGAUGGAAUUCAAAAUUGCUUAAGUAAUCAACCCUUCAACGGGCUCAUUCGUCUCGAAAGAAAGUUGCGUUUGGAUUUGGAGGAAACUCUUCAUCAAGAAGAGAUAAAAUGGUACCAAAAGUCCAAGGAAGAUUGGAUUUGCUCGGGUGAUUUGAACAUGAAAUUCUACCACGCCGCAACAAUGGUCCGCCGUGCCAAGAAUAGAAUUCAUGGUCUUAAAAAUGACAACGAUGAACGGUUACAGAAUAAGGAUCAAGUUGAGGCCUUAGUCUAA
Molecule: messenger RNA, 1023 nt
Organism: Ipomoea nil (Japanese morning glory)
Lineage: Eukaryota; Viridiplantae; Streptophyta; Magnoliopsida; Solanales; Convolvulaceae
Exons: 3
Coding region: 1-1023 (340 amino acids)
Source: RefSeq, a predicted model, not a curated record